Beauveria bassiana ARSEF 2860 is the source of this 1380-nucleotide messenger RNA. RefSeq names its product isocitrate dehydrogenase. Gene Ontology annotation, molecular function: isocitrate dehydrogenase (NADP+) activity; magnesium ion binding; NAD binding. Gene Ontology annotation, cellular component: mitochondrion. Bases 1 to 1380 code for a protein of 459 amino acids. The transcript is spliced from 3 exons. NCBI's taxonomy places the organism in Eukaryota, Fungi, Ascomycota, Sordariomycetes, Hypocreales, Cordycipitaceae. The record is from RefSeq and is a predicted model, not a curated record. Gene Ontology annotation, biological process: isocitrate metabolic process.
AUGAGUGCCUCCAUCUCCAGACUUGUUCUUACAUCCCGCGCUGUUUCUCGCACCUCUACCACCUUGCGAGCGUCUUCAUUUGCCCGUCCCACCUUUGGAGCUUUACAGACAUAUUCCCCCGCCGCUGUCCGCACCAUGGCUACCUCGCACAAGAUCAAGGUCAAGAACCCCGUCGUCGAGCUCGAUGGUGAUGAGAUGACCCGCAUCAUCUGGCAGAGCAUCAAGGACAAGUUCAUCCAUCCUUACCUCGACAUUGACCUCAAGUACUACGAUCUUGGCCUCGAGUACCGUGACCAGACCAACGACCAGGUUACCAUUGACGCCGCCGAGGCUAUAAAGAAGUACUCUGUUGGUGUCAAGUGCGCAACCAUCACCCCUGAUGAGGCCCGCGUUGAGGAAUUCAAGCUCAAGAAGAUGUGGCUCUCGCCCAAUGGCACUAUCCGCAACGCCCUCGGCGGCACAGUCUUCCGUGAGCCCAUAGUCAUCCCCCGAAUUCCUCGCCUCGUUCCCGGCUGGAAGCAGCCCAUCAUCAUCGGCCGCCAUGCCUUUGGCGACCAGUACCGCGCAAAGGACCGCGUUGUCCCCGGCCCUGGCAAGCUCACCAUGGUCUACACCCCCAAGGGCGGCAAGCCCGAGGAGAUUGACGUCUUUGAAUUCGAGUCGGGCGGCGGCGUCGCCCAGACCCAGUACAACACGGACGAGUCCAUCACCGGCUUCGCCCACGCCUCGUUCAAGCUCGCCCUCGACAAGGCCUACCCCCUCUACAUGAGCACCAAGAACACCAUUCUCAAAAAGUACGACGGCCGCUUCAAGGACAUUUUCCAGGAGAUUUAUGAAACCACCUACAAGAAGGACUUUGAGGCCAAGAAGAUUUGGUACGAGCACCGCCUAAUUGACGACAUGGUCGCCCAGAUGAUGAAGAGCUCUGGCGGCUACAUUAUGGCUCUUAAGAACUACGAUGGCGAUGUCCAGUCCGACGUCGUCGCCCAGGGCUUCGGCUCCCUCGGCCUCAUGACUUCUGUCCUCAUCACGCCCGACGGCAAGACAUUCGAGUCCGAGGCCGCCCAUGGUACAGUCACGCGCCACUACCGCGAGCACCAAAAGGGCAACGAGACGUCGACCAACCCCAUUGCCUCCAUCUUUGCCUGGACCCGCGGCCUCGUACAGCGCGGCAAGCUCGACGACACCCCCGACGUCGUCGCAUUCGCCGAGGCCCUCGAGCGCGCCUGCGUCGACACCGUCGACGUUGACGGCGUCAUGACAAAGGAUCUCGCCCUCGCCUGCGGCAAGACGGGCCGCGAGGACUACGUCACCACCGGCGAGUACCUCAACGCCGUCGAGCGUCGUCUCAAGCAAAGCUUCAGCCAGGGCAAGCUGUGA